Molecule: messenger RNA, 1158 nt
Organism: Pelmatolapia mariae (spotted tilapia)
Lineage: Eukaryota; Metazoa; Chordata; Actinopteri; Cichliformes; Cichlidae
Product: MICOS complex subunit mic25-a-like
Exons: 9
Coding region: 163-1143 (326 amino acids)
Biological process (GO): inner mitochondrial membrane organization
Cellular component (GO): MICOS complex; mitochondrion
Source: RefSeq, a predicted model, not a curated record
UCAGGAUACUGCAGCGUUAAAAUGACCUUUAUUGGAGUAUUUUGACCAGCAGUCGCUGUGGCGGCGACUCGAGCUGCUCUCCAAUUUAUGUCUUCUUCACAUAACAGUCGACUUGGCUUGUAUUGCGUGAUUUAAUUGAGUGGGAACAGCAAGCUGGUCAAAAUGGGAGGAAACGGGAGCACGGCGAGGAAAGUGUCAUUCGGACUGGACGAAGACGAGAAGGUCACAGUAAUUGAAGGAGUGAAGCUCUCAGAGGAUGUGCUCCGCAGGAUGAGGGAGUCUCGGGGGUCUGACAGCAGCAAGCCACCAAAGUCCUUGCCGGACAGUCACAAACCACCACCACCAAGUGCAAAACCAUCAGGACCAUCUUCUAAAGAAAUUCAAGAGGAAAUGCGGAAAAACUUUGAACGCCAACAUGCCAUGGUGAAGGAGGAGUUGGCCAAACUGGCCCAGAGGGAGAACGAGAAUGCAGCAAUCACUGGCCUGGAUGAGCUGACCUCUGCCCUCAUCAUAGAGAAAGGAAAAUCCCUCGGAGAGCACGAAAAGUCCAAGAUACUGCCUGCAGAUUUGGAUGCCUGGGCCCGAAAACUGGAGAUGAAAGAAAGGGAGCUUGCUACUAUAUCCAGCUUCUAUAAGGAGCAAUUGGAAAUACUGGAGAAAAAGAGUUUUGAAAACUACAAGGAGACGGCUGAACAGUACAACCAGGCAGCUACUAAAGCUGAGGCUCGAAUUCGACCCCAACAUACUGCAUAUCUGUGCGCUGAGCUGCAGGCCAAGGUGCUCCAGUGCUACAAGGAAAAUCCACAGGAGACUCUCCACUGCUCCAGCCUGGCCAAACAAUACAUGACCUGUGUCCAUCAAGCAAAGAAGCUAAAAACAACAACAACAACAACAACAAAGAUAAGAACGUGGAGUCUUUCAGAUGAAAGAGAAAGGUGCCUGUCACCAGGGCAAUGGAUGGAGACUGAUGAAAGAAAAGAAGCUGGUAGAGGAAGAGGCUUACACAUGGUUGUCAGUGAGAAAGGGUUCAUUGAAAACUGUAAGAGAGCGAUACAGAAGGAAAGAGUGGAUGAUAGAAAAAAUGUAGAUAGGAUGACUCUGUCAGUGGAUGGGAUGGAAGGGAAUGACAGUGGGUUGAAGUAGGGAAAAGGAAAAGAG